UGGUCCUUGUGGUGGGUUCCGAACGCCGGAGGAAGUUGCGCUGUGGAGUUGUGGCGUCAAGUGAGGACGGGGAGAGUGCUAGGGAUGCUCUUGGAGGUAUCCACGUCUUGAAAGGGCCUGGAACCCCGGAGAGAGGACAUGUUCCAGACUCCUUCAGUGAAGUAUGAGUGGGAGAGAAAGAAAACAUAGACCAAUGCGACAUGUGCGACUUGUUCAGCUGACCAGGCCUGAUGAGCCCAGUGUGCCAAAGCCUCAACAAGAAGAAACACCAGCUGAAAGUCGGGAUCGUACACCUGGUCAGAAGAGAGAAGUUCAGGGUGGACCUAAGAUUCGAAGAACUGGGAAGGUGCCUGGCCUGAAAGCUGAUCUCCAGGAGCUGUCUCAGUCAAAGACUGGGGGUGAAUGCGGAGAAGGUCCUGAUGUCCAGGGGAAGAUUCUGCCAAAAUCAGAGGAACUUAAAAUGCCAGAAGGAGCGGAAGGGAAACCUCAGGUUUAAACGAAGACGAGCUGAAAGAAUGCAAACUGAAUUUCUCUGAGAUGUUUGACUUUUAAAAAUCUCAGUAAAGUUUUCCAGUUUUCUCCAAAGAAGCGUUGCACAUGUUUUGUUCAUUUAUUCUCACGUAAUAGACACUAUUGAAAAUUUUGGCCUCGUGCAGUUGCUCACACCUAUAAUCCAACACGUGGGGAUGCUGAGGCAGGAAGAUUGCUUGAGCUUGGGAGAUUGAGACGUGCCUGGGCAACGUGGCAAAAACGCCUUCUCUACAAAAAUAAAUGAAUGCAUGCAUGAAUGUAUACAUGUAUGUGUGUAGAUGUGUGUAGGUGCAGUCCCAGCUACUCUGGAAGCUGAGGUGGGAGGAUCCCUUGAGCCUAGGAGUUCGAGGAUGA
This is a messenger RNA of Callithrix jacchus (white-tufted-ear marmoset), 885 nucleotides long. Lineage: Eukaryota; Metazoa; Chordata; Mammalia; Primates; Cebidae. The record is from RefSeq and is a predicted model, not a curated record.